This is a messenger RNA of Brachypodium distachyon (stiff brome), 1313 nucleotides long. RefSeq lists its product as uncharacterized. Bases 204 to 1178 code for a protein of 324 amino acids. The record is from RefSeq and is a predicted model, not a curated record. The transcript has a single exon. Lineage: Eukaryota; Viridiplantae; Streptophyta; Magnoliopsida; Poales; Poaceae.
AAGCUGGAAGAAUUUUGAUGUUUUCUUUUCACUCUAUGUAAUUUUCUUUUGGUAACCGGCUACUUGUUCAUUGGAUGAUUUUGGAUGAUGGAUGAUUUUAAUAAUAUACGGCUGAGAGGCCGGUGCAUUUCUCUUUUUGGAAAAAAAAAGGCAGUGAAACAACUUUUUCUAAACAAAGAAGAAACAGCUUCAAGCAUCCAGCCAUGGCAGCCAAAAGCACUUCCUCCUCCUCAUGCUUUUCCUUCCUCAGGGAAGCCCUGCUCCUCCCCACGCGAAACCCGAAGCUCUUCACCCCCGUGCUCCUCUUUCUUUUCGUCGCCUCCAUGGUCGCCCCCUUGACCAACGUCCUCUGCAUCCAGCCGCUCGCCGCCGACUUGGGCCACCUCGCCGCGGAGACGAAGAACACGGACCCUACCAGCGCCGAGUACGCCAGGAUCCUCGAGGAGACACAGCGGGACGCAACGAAGAUCCUCGCCGCCGCGGCCGCGCUCCUGCUCGUCGCGCUGCCACUCGCCUUCGCCAAGCAGAUCCUCGCCUUCUCCGCGGCCUCCACGACCCACUCCGGCGGCCGCUACUCGCUGGCCGAGCUCCUCCGCGCGCUGACCACCAAGGGGAGCGGCGCUCUCAACCUGAAGGGCCCUUGCAUCACCAUCGCCGUCGUCACCGUGCUCGAGGUCUCGUCCAUGGCGCUCCUGGGCGCGCUGCUCUACGCCAUGAUCGGGGGCCGCGGCUCCUCCAAAUCCGGAGUGAUCUUCGUGGUACUGGGUCUCCUCUUCGUCCUCGCCGUCAUCGCCUUCCUCUACCUCAAUGUCGUCGCGAUGGUGGGCGUCGCAGCGUCGGUGGUCGAUGGCGAGGGUUGCCGGGGCUUGCGCGCGCUCCGGCGGGCGUGGGGGCUCAUGACGCGGGUGAAGUGGAAGAAAGGGUUCGUGCUGCUGCUGCCGGCGUACCUCCUGCCGACUCUUGUGGCUCCGUUGUAUGCGUUUGGCAUGAUGUAUGCGAAGACGAGCAUGGCGAUCGGGCUGUGCCUGCUGUCCGUGUAUGCUCUGCUCUCCUCUGCGUGCGAACUCUUCGCCAUUGCGGCAGCCACGGUGUACUAUUACCAAGCCAUGGAGGGCAGGGAGGGGACGACUGCUUGUGAUCAUGAUGCCAAGAUUCCUACAGGGGAAACAAAUGUCUGAUCGUAUCAUUGUGUUUAUUUUUCUUUUCUGGAAUACACCAAGGCGGGUGUAUUAUGUAUAGUCUGAGAUUUCUUUUCAAGUUGGUAACACUAACACCGUUGUUGCUUUGAAGUAAAUAUAAUACUUUGUGAAUGA